AUGUUUUUCGUUGGGGACCGCGAUUUCUUAUCCCUACCAUCUGAUUUAGAAGUAGAAAAGUUAACAGCAAAACUGACCAGCCGAUCCCAGGCCGAAGAAUUCUGUCUCCUCGAAGAAUUCGCCCCAAUUUGUCCACCUGGCUCGGUCAUCCUCAUCACUUCCGCUCUGUACGGAAGAAUGCGAUUGGGCAAAUGUAUGACACGUGACUACAAGCUUGGAUGUUAUGCUGACGUCACUGAACAUCUUGAUCUUUUGUGUUCAGGCAGACGACACUGCAGAGUUCCCAUUCCCAUACCACACCUUCUGAAGCUGGUCAACUGCUUCAGUGAUCUCGUCCUCUAUCUCGAUGUCCAGUUCCUUUGUGUGGCUGCUGAACUGGCCUUUGAGGAUAUAAAAUGUGGUCUGAGGCAAUCAUGCAACCGCUAUUCAACCGAAAUAAAAAACGACGACAGAGACGGCAGUAGCGACAUGUCGUCAAUGACAAUCCUUAAUAACACAGAAGGCCACAUAACUGAUGAUUACUUUCUCAUCAUCAUAGGAAACUUCCCCCUAACUUCCGCUCCAAGUCUGCCGGGUCAAAGGUUAACAAUGACGUUAUAUAAUCUACGAUCGGCUCACGGAAACAAUAAUAAUGAUAUUAAUAAUGGAGAUGAUGACUACGACAACAACAACAAUAACAACAACAACAACAACAAUAAUAAUAAUAACUUUGAUGGCAAUGAUGAUGACGAUGAUGAUUAUCUUGAUGAUGAUGGUGGCGGUGUUGAUGAUGACGUCAUGGUAAAUGCUAAAAAUAGAUUUGGAUCUCGGCCGAACUUAAGGUUCUAUAAUUCGAAUAAGAAAAAUGACGUUUUUAAAAAAAGCAACAACAACAAAAACAACAACAACAAUAUUAAUAAUAAUAAUAAUAAUAAUAUUAGUAAUAAUAUUGUGAACACAGAGUCUAUAAAAGAACUAGAUUAUGUAUAUAGAAACAACAACAGCAACAAACUUAACAACAUCAACAAACUUAACAACAUCAACAACAAGACAAACAACAACAACAUAACUCCAUGUCCUUAUUCGUACGCUAUCAUCACCGAGUUUGACAUUAGGUACAAUCACAACCUACAACAUCUGCAACAACACAACAAGCUGCAUAAACAACCCAAACAACAACACCACAAUUCACAAAGCAAAGCCUUAAACAACGACAACCAAGAACAGAAACAAACUCAACAACAGCAACAGCAACAGCAACAUCCACAGUAUUAUCUUCACCACCAACAACAACACACAUUUUGUCUGAAACAGAAGAGGAUUGCAUUAGUUUAUUCUACUAUUGGUAAAAGUCUUUCCAUGAAGGUCUAUGUUAACAAGCAUAAAUCGCAGUUCAAAGACGCCAAUCCAGCAAAAAACUUCAACAAUAACAACAACGACAGCAACAACAACCAAGAAACCUUCAACAACAAUAAAAACAGCAACAUCUUAUACGAAACAAAAAACCAGAAUACAAUAAAUUUGAAGUUCGACCGUGACAACAACAUUUACUACCUCUUAAAAUAUGAAGCACCAUCAUUACCAUACUUACCAUCAUUACCAUCUGCGUCAUACUUUCACAACUAUUCUUCCUUCACCAUUGUCACUAUAAUCACCAUUGUCACCAUCAAUCACGCCCGUCUUAUAUUGAGUUCGUGCUGCCUUGCCAUGAGAUGUUAUAAAUAA
Molecule: messenger RNA, 1704 nt
Organism: Helobdella robusta
Lineage: Eukaryota; Metazoa; Annelida; Clitellata; Rhynchobdellida; Glossiphoniidae
Exons: 7
Coding region: 1-1704 (567 amino acids)
Source: RefSeq, a predicted model, not a curated record